GCUCUGCCCGCACGUGACUCUUCCAGGGCUCCAUGAUCUGUGGCGAGUUCAGCUGGACUAUUCACCUUUUUUAGACUCUUGUCUAAUGUAUUAUUACAGCGUUCUCACAUUAAAUAUUACGGUUGUGUGUUCGGAAUGGCUAAUGACAGACUCAGGGCGUUAGAAGAUGUGGAGAAGGAGAUAGCUUUAGUGCUUCAGAGCGCAGGAACGAUUGUGCUGGAGCUUUCUAAAGAGAAGGCCAAUGCCAGUUUAUUAGACCGACAGCUGAACCAGUUUCAGACCUCCAUCAACAGAGUUGAGAAUGAACUAAGUGCACAGAUCCGAUAUCUGACACAGGUGGCAACAGGUCAGCCUCAUGAGGGAUCGACAUAUUCAGCCAGAAAGGACUGUCAGAUGGCCCUAAACCGUGCCGAAUAUGCCCGGGUCAAACUGGGAGAGCUGGGACGCACCUGUGAGAUAAUGCUUGAUCCACAGACGUAAAGAAAUAUUUAAUGGACUGUCGCAUUGUAAUAUCUGCCAGCUGACUUCUUAAGUAUUUACAUGCAUCAAAACCUUUCUGAAUACCAUCUACAAGUCAACAACAAUUUUUAUUUUUCAUAAUCCACAGACGUUUUGUUUAAUUACAUAUUUUUCCCAUCGUAAUAUCACUAAAACGUUUGUCUUAUUAAGAAAUGUCACAUGUUUUCUUAUGUUCUGUUAUCACUUUUUAAAUAGUUAUGGCAAAAUAAAAACAUUUUUUCACUAGCAUUUUA
Molecule: messenger RNA, 752 nt
Organism: Puntigrus tetrazona (Sumatra barb)
Lineage: Eukaryota; Metazoa; Chordata; Actinopteri; Cypriniformes; Cyprinidae
Gene: med11
Product: mediator complex subunit 11
Exons: 4
Coding region: 136-480 (114 amino acids)
Biological process (GO): regulation of transcription by RNA polymerase II
Cellular component (GO): mediator complex
Molecular function (GO): transcription coregulator activity
Source: RefSeq, a predicted model, not a curated record